CGAGCUCCCGCCUCCCGCCGGGGUCGGGGGUCAGCCGCGCCCGCCGGCUGCGGGUGCCCAUGGAGGGCUCGGAGGACGAGGAGCUGGGGUCCGAGGGACCGCUGCAGCAGCUGCUGAAGCGGCAGCGCAAGGAGAAACGGGAGCUCCAGGCAAAAAUUCAAGGCAUGAAAAAUGCUGUUCCCAAGAAUGAUAAGAAGAGACGAAAACAGCUGGCAGAUGAAGUUGGCAAACUAGAGGCAGAACUUGAGCAGAAGCACAAGGAGGAAUUGAAGCAGCUGAAGGAAGCUUCACCUGAACAGAAUAAGACAGAUUCCAUAGCUGAUGGGGUUGCAAGUAUAGAGCUUGAAGGAGUGGAACAGCAGAUUCAGCAUCAUCGAAUAUCAAAAGCACAGAAGAGGCGGGAUAAAAAAGCUGCUUUGGAGAAAGAAAGAGAAGAAAGAAUAGCUGAAGCUGAGAUACAAAAUUUAACAGGUGCUAGACAUCUUGAAAGUCAGAAACUUGCCUGCCUAUUGGCAGCAAGGCACUUGGAGAUUAAACAAAUCCCUUCAGAUGGCCAUUGCAUGUACAGAGCCAUUGAAGAUCAGCUCAAGGAUCACCAAAAUUCCUGGACUGUUGCAACUCUGAGGAACCAAACAGCAAAGUAUAUGCAAAGUCACUGUGAUGACUUCUUGCCUUUUCUUACAAACCCUAAUACUGGAGAUAUGUACAGCAGAGAGGAAUUUGAGAAAUACUGUGAUGAUAUAGCAAAUACAGCUGCAUGGGGAGGUCAGCUGGAACUAAGGGCUUUGUCACACAUUUUACAAACACCUAUUGAAGUAGUGCAGAUGGAUUCUCCUCCCAUUGUUGUUGGUGAAGAAUAUUCAGGCAAACCAAUAACACUUGUGUAUAUGAGGCAUGCCUAUGGAUUAGGAGAACAUUACAAUUCUGUGAAAGUUCUAACAGACACUGCUACAGAGAACAGCAGCUAGCUACAAAAGUUGUACAUUCACAUGGAUAACAGUUACAUCGUGAUGUGUUGGGCUCCAGGAAAUUCCCAGUAAGACUGGAAAGUAAAUGGCAUGGAUUAUAAAUUAAAAAAAAAUAAAAGGCCUGCAAGGUUUGAGUAUAAAUCACACAUGGCUGUUGAUUUAUAACAAAACCAAACCAAAACCAAACAACAAUACUUUGAACUUACUGGUAUUAAUUAUGUUUGGAAGAUCUUCUGUGAAGUGGUGGCUGUGUAGAUCAGGUUUUUUUCAAUAGAGCUUCCUCCAAAUGCUGCAAAGAAAAUAUCAAGUACUAAAAAUUUGUUUUGGUUAAUCUGCAUUUCUGCUGGAGAUUUAAGGUUACCUGAAGGUCCCUGUUCCAUUAUUUCUGUCAGAUUUUCACGAUAAUGGAAGAGUUCAGGCAUUUGAAAUAACUGAUUGUAUUUUGCUUAUGGAAUAUUAUCUACAGUGUUUCUGUAGUCCUAUCAGGAUCUAAUCUUAACAGUGUAGUAUUGAUUCCCUUCUUUAUUUUGGCAGAGGGCUUUUUUUGGAGUUGACAGUAGGAAUUCAACUCUUGUGCAUUGUUAUUUAUGACUGUACAUUAUACUGUCAGUGCAAGCUAACUGCACUGUUCAUUCUCCAUAGUCUUUCAGCUGUGCAUUUCGGUGAAUCCAAAGUCUUAGAGCUCCUCAGUGUCCUCGCUUGAGGUAGUGAAACUCAUCUGAACUUAUUUCUGGAUCUGCUGGUCUGAGCACUUUGUCAUCUAAAGUGUGAUGUUUUAUAGUGCUUAAAACAGCUGGUUGCACACAGCUGUAGAAAUAAUCACCUUGGGGUUUAUCAGUAACUAAAGGUGAUCUGGGAAAGAAUUAACUUUAUUUUAAUUGCUUCUUAUGAUGCACAGACUUGAAAGGUUUUGAUAUGGCUUGACUUUUUACAUUAGAAAUGUAGAUUGUUGUCUGUAAAUGUGACUUCAAAAUUAGGAACAUACUGAAACCAAAAUUUUAAUGCAAAUGUUUUUUAACAAAAGAAGUUAUUUUAAUUUUUUUUAAGCCUUCGUCAAUAAAAGAAUUAUCUGUAUUUUACUGCUGCUGAGUUGGUUUGGAGAAAAGUGGUUCAUGAAAAGAUUAAACACCUUUGCCCUGAUUUGAGGAUUAUGACCGAACAGUAUGUGUCUUGUAGUCCUUCAGUAAAGCUAGCUUGCAGACUUACAUUCCUGGAACUUAGAAAAAUCUGUUCUUACUUUAGAGGGAGGUAAGUGAUCACUUUAUGGGCCAGAUUAUGUCUGAUUUAAAGCACUUUGAGAGAGAAGGGGUAAAACAAUACCAGAUAAUUACAGCAGGAGUCUUUGGACAAGCAGGUCUUUAGGCUGGUGCCUGCCAGGAAAACAAAGUAUUAACCAGAUCAGGAGAUUCUACUGUUAUAGUAUAACAGGUAUAGCUGGUUUAUAUACCAAACCAGCUGGCUUACUGUAAAAUUUGGUUUACUAUCUUGAUGGUAUAAAAUGAUGGUUUUAAUUUCAAACAAAAAAUAGGAUGCAACAGCAUGGAAAAAUACUUCUAUUCAUAAUGUCAUUACAAAUUUCACUAAAAAUAAUAAGUACUCUUCUCUGCAUUGCUUAGAAUUGAUGUGAUAUAAAAUGUACAUGCUACAUUUUAUAGAUAAACAGUUACUUGGUUUAUUUGGGAGUUUUGUUUGAUCAACUAAGAGAGAAAGAUGCCAGAAUCGGGGAACACCUGUUCCAAGAGUUUGUCAUGUUGAAGAUGUUUACAGUUUGUAUAAAGUUAAAUAAUUUAAUGUAGUGAGUGAAAGAUCCUUGCUCAUGCUGUAUGGGACUUGCCAAAAAGUAAUAAAUUGGUUUAUUUGUGGCAAA
This is a messenger RNA of Passer montanus (Eurasian tree sparrow), 2835 nucleotides long. It is a transcript of the gene OTUD6B, whose product is annotated as OTU deubiquitinase 6B. Bases 60 to 968 code for a protein of 302 amino acids. Gene Ontology annotation, biological process: protein deubiquitination. Gene Ontology annotation, molecular function: cysteine-type deubiquitinase activity. The record is from RefSeq and is a predicted model, not a curated record. The transcript is spliced from 7 exons. Lineage: Eukaryota; Metazoa; Chordata; Aves; Passeriformes; Passeridae.